GAAGUUACACAACGACACCACAUAAUUUAUGACACAACAAAUUGUGAAAGCUAGAAUUCAUGCACCUUUCAUACAGAUAAUGACACUUUGUCUACUCCUUAGUCGUCCUUGUUCAUCACGUUUUAAUUUUAAAGUUCUUAAGUACGUACCACAAAUAAUAAGACCUCAACAAACAUCUUAAACCAACCAACCACCUUCAUUAUCCACCUAAAAACUAAACUUUAGCAAGAGCUAAAUGGAAACAUUCGACGGCAUAAGACACCGGAAAGUUCAUGUGAAUGGCAUAAACAUGCAUGUAGCCGAGAAAGGAGUUAAGGGGGCACCUAUUGUACUCUUCCUUCAUGGUUUCCCUGAAUUAUGGUACUCUUGGAGGUACCAAAUCAUGGACCUCUCGGCUCUUGGUUACCAUGCCGUAGCCCCUGAUAUGAGGGGCUACGGCGAUACAGAUGCCCCUACAGAUUUCCAUAGCUACACUUACGGGCAUAUCGUUGGUGACUUGGUGGCUUUGAUUGAUGAGUUAGGGGUGGAGGAGGUUUUUGUGGUAGGCCAUGAUUGGGGUGCAAUGAUUGCUUGGUGGUUGUGCCUCUUUCGGCCUGAUCGCGUGAAGGCGGUGGUGAAUCUUAGUGUUGCUUUCUCUCCCCGGGAUCCUAAAGCCAAGCCAGUUGAUGCUCUUCGCGAUGCUUAUGGCGAUGACUAUUAUAUUUGCCGCUUUCAGAUAGCCACGGGGGCGGGGUGAGAAUCAAUCUCAGGAUCACUUGGAAUCGGAAGGGAAGCUCUAACACUCGAGCUAUCGCUCACUCUUUCGCCCAAUAACCACCAACCACCUUCGUACAACCGGCUACUUUUGCCCAGCCAACUCGCAACAACAACAACAUCCUCACUCCUAGCAUCGACCACUAAAUGCCACUAUCACAACCUCUCGUUACCACUGCCCAACUCGCAACAACUUCAAGCACCGCGGUUUCGGUUCCGGUAGUUUUGUGAGUGAGGUCGUUUCAAGGGAUAGGGAAUGGGAGGGUGGUCGUUUAAGGGUUGCAGUUAUUGGUGUGGGGGAGAAAGGGGAUGAGGCGGCGUGAGGGGGUAGGGGCUGGGUGAUUUUUUUUUUUUGUAAAAUGUUUUAUUUUAUUAUCUUUUUAAAAAAUUUGUACCAAUUCACUUGUGACACGUGACUUUUAAAAAAAUUAAAUAAAAAAUUUGCAUUCAAUCGGUCACCGGUCAUUGGGAUUAAAGAAAGCAAACAAUCCCCAAUGUUCAAGUUAUUUCAGAAUAAUCCAAAUAUGGGAUUAUUAGAAGAAAAUGAAAGGAAUGGUGUCCUUCGAACAAGUGUAUUAUUCCGUUAGUGGGUUCAGAAUUAUUA
This is a messenger RNA of Chenopodium quinoa (quinoa), 1357 nucleotides long. Its product is annotated as epoxide hydrolase A-like. NCBI's taxonomy places the organism in Eukaryota, Viridiplantae, Streptophyta, Magnoliopsida, Caryophyllales, Amaranthaceae. The coding region runs from base 236 to 736 and encodes 166 amino acids. The transcript has 2 exons. Gene Ontology annotation, molecular function: hydrolase activity. The record is from RefSeq and is a predicted model, not a curated record.